UCAAAUUAUUCACCACUAUCUUCUCAGCGGAAUUAAAAAUCAUAAAAAGUGAUAAAAAAAUCAAACGACCAUAUGAGAAAGGGAAUCAGACACAAUAUUUUAGUCUUCUUUGGACAAGAUUUCAUGUUAAAGAGCUGCAGAGAAACAAUAAAAGCAAACUCGUGGAAUUCACUUUGUUUAUUAAAAAAUAUGACCAAAAUAUUAAAUUUGAGAAAUUAUAAAAUAUAUUAAUAAAGUGUUAGGGAUGAUAAAUAUACUGAAAAAAUAUUUAUUCGCGAAUUAAUUUUUCAUUCAUCCGAAAUUGUACAAUGUAUCAAUUGAACAAAUAAAACCAGAUAUGACCCCAAUUCAUUAAAUUCGGUAGGAGUGAACUCACCUGAUAAUAAAAUUCGAGGUAAAUAUUUAUAACAGAUUUUUACUUAAUAAGAUGAUAUAUUAUUUGAUAACCAAAACACUAACUCCUAAAUAAAAUAGUGAUUAAUAACAGAAAACAAAAGAUGUAAUCUUAUCAAAUUCCACAAUUAUAUAUAAAGGAUGAAAUAUUUGGAUACAGUUAAAAAAGCGUGUCAAUUUUGGAAGAAACAAUUCUCAGAAUCCGAUUAACAUGGUCUCAGAACUUUGCUUUAUUAUUGUUACUUCUCUUGUGGCUGCAAUCUCAGGUCACGGUAUGAUGUUAAUACCGCCUGGCAGAAGUUCAUUGUGGAGAACCCACCCCGAAGCUCCUAUUAAUUAUAAUGAUAAUGAAGUUUAUUGUGGAGGAGCUUAUGUUCAAAAUACGUUAAAUGGCCAAAAAUGUGGAGUCUGUGGUGACAGAUAUGACGCUCCUCAUCCUCAAGACAAUGAAAAUGGAGGAACUUAUGGUCUUGGUAUAAUUGUAGGAACUUAUCAACCUGGAGAUGUUCUAGGUGUUUUAGUUACUCUCACAGCUAACCAUUUAGGAUAUUUCACGUACAGUUUAUGUGAGUUACCCGAUCCAGAUUUACCUGAACCAGGUGAGGAAUGUUUCGUCAAUUUGCUUCUUGAAGAUGGUUCCAAAAAUUUUCCUAUCAAAAGUGAUUAUUAUAUUGUACAAAAUCAAGUUGUACUUCCAAAUAUAACUUGCCCUCGAUGUGUUUUAAGGUGGACGUACAGAACAGGUAAUAAUUGGGGUGUCUGUGAAAAUGGUACACAAGGAAUCGGAUGUGGACCUCAAGAGCAUUUUAGAUCAUGUGCUGACAUCGCUAUACUUCCAUAAUUUUAUUAAGUCCAACAAAUAGAUUUUGUUGAUUUGAUCAGAUUAAAUGCCAAUAGGGGUACAUAGCCCUAGGAUUAAUUAUAUUCCAGUUGAAAGAUAGUCUUAUCUAUUUAUCUAAAUAUAAAUUUUGAAUAGAUUUAAUUGUCUAGAACAUUCGUGUUUGAUAUGUUUGAUAUUACGUGCAAAUAAAAAAAAGACAAA
This is a messenger RNA of Diorhabda sublineata, 1435 nucleotides long. RefSeq lists its product as uncharacterized. The record is from RefSeq and is a predicted model, not a curated record. Lineage: Eukaryota; Metazoa; Arthropoda; Insecta; Coleoptera; Chrysomelidae. The transcript has 4 exons. Bases 605 to 1234 code for a protein of 209 amino acids.